Acanthocheilonema viteae is the source of this 570-nucleotide messenger RNA. Lineage: Eukaryota; Metazoa; Nematoda; Chromadorea; Rhabditida; Onchocercidae. The record is from the annotation of a GenBank genome assembly.
AUGCAAGACGAUAAAGAGUUAAUCCUGGCAAAUCGAAUAAACUUCAAGGAACAGGCGGUUCUACGAAUGAGUAUUAAUUCAAGAGAACGGAAAAGAAUGCAUGAUCUGAAUGACGCACUUGACGAGCUCCGUCAAUGCUUACCGUAUUCGCACCGUACUGGAUCCAGGAAAAUGUCUAAAAUCAAUACAUUGCUUCUCGCUAGUAACUGGAUCAGACACCUAACAAACGCAAACAACGAGCUACGACGAAAACUGGAUGAGCUUCGAAAUGAUAGCAAAGGCAAUGCCACAACAGUCCUUCAAGCAACUUCAGCGUCUGCACCUCAUUUAGGAUCCACGAGUACAUUAGCACCAAUUGAACUCUUUAGACCAUCACCUCCACCCUUACCUUUCAAAUUGGUACCCGAGACGACACAGCCAUUCCUUAAGCUUUCUGUACCUGUAUCAUUACCGGUACCCGUACCUGUACCCGUACAACCAUGUGUUAAAUCUAUUAACGGUCUCUGCUUCUGUGUCAACUGUUUGAUUACAAAUACCGGUUUAACGAAAAAUUUCCGGAAAGAUAAAUAA